CCUAGUAAUAACAUUGGCCGUGACCAAAAGCGCCAUUGCUUCAAGCAGGCCAAAAAAAAAAAACAAAAGCUCCAUCCGUACGGAUGAACCCGAACCGUAUCAAAAAAUGUGGAAUAUGAGUAGACCGUACAAAUGGCCAAUUUUGCAAAAGCCCCUCCAAAAACCCUAGAGGUCAAGAUUGUUCACACUGGCCCCCAAAUUCUCUGCAACCGAACAACCGUUUUGGAAAUCGACGACGACAAUGCAGCCUAACGACGACGUUCGCGUCACUUCCUGUCCCUCUCUCAAAGUCCCUCACCCUCCUCCGCCACACGGGCAUUUCGCCAGAACCAGAAACUCAUUUGCCCAACUCAUCGACUCGUUCAAGACCCGGUCAGGUUUCGACCGGCUCGGCCCCAAGUUUCCUCCUUCAUGGUCGACGGCCCGGUCUCUUCUAUGUUCGGCGUCGUUGACGCUCAGUCGCUCCGACCAGUCGACUCGGUCCGAGUCGUUUUCGAAGCGGGAGGAGAGGUUGUUGGUGGGAAAGUCGCAUCUUUUAUGUUCGGCUUCAUUGUCUCUGACUCGGUCGGACGAGUCGACUCAGGGUGGGGUGGAGGGGAGGGAGAGCCAGUUGAAGACUGGGCAUUCGGCGGGUCGACACGACGAGGAGAGGGUGCUGAUAAGCGAGGUUCUGGUCAGGAACAAGGACGGCGAAGAGCUUGAGAGGAAAGAUUUGGAAAUGGAAGCAGUAAACUCUCUAAAGGCGUGCAAGGCCAACUCGGCGCUCACUGUUCGCGAAGUUCAAGAGGACGUACAUAGGAUUAUUGAUAGUGGGUAUUUCUGCUCGUGUAUGCCUGUUGCGGUCGACACAAGGGACGGUAUUCGAUUGGUAUUUCAGGUAGAACCGAACCAGGAAUUCCAAGGGCUGGUAUGCGAAGGAGCAAAUGUUCUUCCAGCAAAAUUUCUAGAGGAUGCUUUCCGCACUGGAUGUGGAAAAGUGAUUAACCUUAGGCGGUUGGAUGAAGUGAUAUCUUCUAUCAAUGGUUGGUACAUGGAGAGAGGUCUCUUUGCCUUGGUUUCGGCUGUUGAGAUUCUCUCGGGGGGUAUUCUUAGAUUACAAGUUUCAGAAGCUGAGGUUAAUAAUAUCUCCAUCCGUUUCCUUGACAGAAAGACUGGUGAGCCAACCAUAGGGAAGACAAAGCCUGAAACAAUACUUCGCCAACUAACAACCAAAAAGGGACAGGUCUAUAGCAUGCUUCAAGGAAAAAGAGAUGUGGAGACUGUACUGACUAUGGGAAUCAUGGAAGAUGUUAGCAUCAUUCCACAACCUGCAGAUACCGGUAAGGUUGAUAUGGUAAUGAAUGUUGUUGAGCGUCCAAGUGGAGGCUUUUCUGCCGGUGGUGGUAUAUCAAGUGGAAUUACAAGUGGCCCUUUAUCAGGACUUAUCGGAAGCUUUGCUUAUUCACAUAGGAAUCUUUUUGGAAGAAACCAAAAACUUCAUAUUUCUUUAGAGAGGGGCCAAAUUGACUCUAUAUUUCGCAUAAACUACACGGACCCAUGGAUUGCAGGAGAUGACAAACGGACCUCCAGAUCAAUAACAGUUCAGAAUUCAAGAACACCUGGAACACUUGUUCAUGGUAACCAACAAGAUGGUAGUAGCUUGACCAUUGGUCGUGUCACAGCUGGUAUUGAAUUCAGUCGACCCAUCAGACCAAAGUGGAGUGGGACAGCUGGACUUAUAUUCCAGCGUGCUGGUGCCCAUGAUGAAAAAGGAAAUCCUAUUAUCAAGGAUAUUUUCAGCAGUCCUCUUACUGCAAGUGGCAAGACCAAUGAUGAGAUGCUGCUUGCUAAAUUUGAGAGUGUCUACACUGGUUCUGGCGACCAUGGGUCUUCAAUGUUUGCUUUCAACAUGGAGCAGGGAAUUCCUGUUUUGCCUGAAUGGUUAUUUUUUAACAGAGUGAAUACUCGUGCAAGGAAGGAUGUUGAAAUUGGUCCAGCUCGCUUUCUUUUAAGUUUAUCCGGUGGUCAUGUAGUGGGUAAUUUCUCACCUCAUGAGGCAUUUGCAAUUGGUGGAACAAAUAGUGUGAGAGGUUAUGAAGAAGGUGCUGUGGCUUCUGGUCGAUCUUAUGUAGUUGGCUCAGGAGAAAUCUCUUUCCCGGUGGUGGGACCAGUUGGAGGAGUUGUCUUCUGUGACUAUGGAACUGAUCUUGGAUCGGGCCAGACUGUACCAGGUGACCCUGCUGGAGCAAGGAUGAAGCCUGGAAGUGGAUAUGGAUACGGGUUCGGCAUCCGACUGGAGUCACCUUUGGGGCCUCUACGUCUUGAAUAUGCAUUUAACGACAAGAUGGCGAAGAGGUUUCAUUUCGGCGUUGGUCACAGGAACUAAGUAGUCCCAAGUCCUGCUUUUUUGAUACCCAUUUGCAACGGUUUAAAUUUUGGUUUAUAAUUCUUUAAUUAAUUUUAAUUUGUUACGCAUGGUGUAUUGUUAGUAAAUCGGGUUGUUUAUAUUAUAUAUAUAUAUAUAUGAAAAAAAAACCAAAUAUUCUAAUCAAA
Ziziphus jujuba (common jujube) is the source of this 2532-nucleotide messenger RNA. RefSeq names its product outer envelope protein 80, chloroplastic. Gene Ontology annotation, biological process: embryo development ending in seed dormancy; chloroplast organization. The record is from RefSeq and is a predicted model, not a curated record. Bases 242 to 2365 code for a protein of 707 amino acids. Gene Ontology annotation, cellular component: outer membrane. Lineage: Eukaryota; Viridiplantae; Streptophyta; Magnoliopsida; Rosales; Rhamnaceae. The transcript has 17 exons.